CCAAGAAAGCAGUCACGAUGAAGCUUUUUCUGCUUGCCGUAUUCUGCGUCUCCCAGGCCCUUUGCGCCCCGUCCAGCUGGUUCGUGAAGUAUGCGAACCUACCACAGGCACAAGCCGGCAAAGACUUGGUUGAACUGGCUGAGGAGCUCGGACUGCGCUAUCUGGUGGCUGGCUUGAAGAGAGCUGGUCUUGAGGACACAAUUAAGACCGGAGGACCUUUCACCAUCUUCGCCCCUACCGACGAGGCAUUCAGAUCGCUGCCCCCGCAACUUGCUAAGGAGCUUUUUGCCAACAAGACACUGCUCCAGGGAGUGCUCAUGUACCACGUCAUUUCCGGUGACGUAUACUCCUCCCAGCUGAAAAACGAACUUCUUGCGCCAAGUCUUUUGAAAAUUGACAACAAAGCUGUUGAUAUCAGGGUCAACAUCUACGACGGCGGGAAGGUCAUCACCGCCACCGGAUCUCCGGUCGUCAAAGCCGACCAGAACGCCACCAAUGGUGUAAUCCACGUCAUCGAUCGCGUCAUGUACCCCAUCCCCGUUUACGACAUCGUGGCCACGCUCCAAGUCGACCAGAUGAAGAAGGCAUUCAGUACUCUUGUCACCGCCGUCGAAGCCGCUGGUCUUGUGGAAACCCUCCAAGGUGCCGGUCCUUUCACCCUUUUCGCGCCACUGAAUGAGGCUUUCGCCAAGGUUCCAAACCUGCCUGCCAUCCUCAAGAACAAAACCUUGCUCACAGACAUCCUGACCUACCACGUGGUCAGCGGAACAUACUACAGCGCCGGUCUUUCCUCUGGCGCGGUCAAGACUGUGGAAGGAAAAGAUGUCCAAAUUAACACCAAAGGACCCCGUGGCGGAGUGACUGUCAACAACGCCCGGGUAGUGUACGCCGAUCUCGCUGUCAGUAACGGUGUUAUGCACCUCGUUGAUGCCGUUCUCCUGCCCCCGACCACACCAGCCAAGAUCUCUCCCUGGGCGGAACUCCAAAACGCUUUUGCGAUUCGCCGCAAGGGUGAAAAGCUGUGAUUUUAUUGAAGUGCAAUAAUUUUUGCUAGCAGUAUUAUUAGAUAAUGAACUCGUGGAAAUAUUUACUUGUGUACUAUAGUUCCAGGAAAUAAGAUUAGACGAAAGUAGUCAAAGUAAAUGUUGACAACCAAUAUGCUCCAAUAUUUUUGUUUUUUCCGGUGAAGACCGUUCACGCUUUUUAAUGUACUAAUCGUUGUACGUGCAUUAAUAUACUUAUGUCAGCAUUUCACGAAUAAAAACGU
Messenger RNA from Lineus longissimus, 1267 nucleotides. Its product is annotated as transforming growth factor-beta-induced protein ig-h3-like. NCBI's taxonomy places the organism in Eukaryota, Metazoa, Nemertea, Pilidiophora, Heteronemertea, Lineidae. The transcript has 6 exons. The record is from RefSeq and is a predicted model, not a curated record. The coding region runs from base 18 to 1025 and encodes 335 amino acids.